AUGGCGGCGCCGGCGACCACCACAGAUGGAGAGCAGAAGGUCUUAGCGACAGCUCAACAGAUCGUUAAAAGCCUCCACUCCUCCACCAACGUCAGCGCCGAUGACGUGAUCCUUCUUUUCUCCUCAAUCGACACUCGAUUUGCCAACCUCUCUAACCUAAUGCAAACCUCAUCCUCUUCCAAUCAAACAUCAAGCCCUAACGCCGCCGCCGCCACCGCCGCCGCCGGUUUCUCUCCGUCGAAUUCCUCUUCCCCUUCCGUUGUGGCUGGGUUGGGCGAUGACGACUCGUUCAACUCCCCCUCUAACCUUAAAGGAUUAAGUCAAUUGGAGGAAGCGGAGAAUCUGCUCCAUCGUUGGGAAUCCAAUGGUGAGGACUCCGGCGGCAUCGACGAUUACCUUCAGGUUGUGGACCAUAUCUUACAGUUGACGGAGGAUUUAAGUUUCGAGCAGCAGGGAGAAGAGGGCGGCGAUGGGGAUGUUGUUGUGGACCGAGCGGAGAAUGCCCUGCAGAUGGCUAUGGCGAGGCUGGAGGAUGAGUUCCGUCAUGUCCUAAUUCGUAAUGUGGUACCUUUUAAUAUUGAGCGCAUUGGGGGCUCCUUGAUCCGCCGUUCAUCCCUCUCCUCCGCCUCCUCGGCAGAUGGCCUCAUCCAUCAGAUACCGGAUUUUGACUCAGCCAGCUUUGCCGAUCCCGUUGAGGAAAUCAGCGGCAGGUAUCAUCGACAUGUAGCGGGGGCAAGUCUAGGGGGUGAAGAUGUAUUUAUUGAUUUGGUAAGUCCUGAUGCUAUAAAUGAUUUGAAAGGAAUUGCUAGUCGAAUGAUUCGUGCAGGAUAUGAGAAAGAAUGCUGCCAGGUCUACUCAAGUGUGCGCCGGGAUGUUUUGGAUGAAUGUAUGAACAUUCUUGAGGUGGAAAAGCAUAGUAUUGAGGACGUUCACGGCAUGAAUUGGGAGUCCUUGAAUCAGAAAAUGAAGAAUUGGAUUCGUGCCCUGAAAAUUGUGGUUAGAGUUUUACUACCUAGUGAAAAGCUUCUUUGUGAGGAUAUAUUUUCUGGAGCUGAUGUGAUUGAAGAUGUUUGUUUCAUUGAGGCUACUAAAGGGUGUGUGAUGCAGCUGUUGAAUUUCGGCGAAGCAGUGGCCAUUGGUAUACGUUCUGCAGAGAAAUUGUUUCGAUUUCUUGAUAUGUACGAUGCUCUGUCGGAUGUUUUCCCCGAUUUGCAGGAACUCUUUAAUGAUAAAGAAGCUGGUGAUAUGGUGUGCACUGAAGCUCAAGGUGUUCUAGAUAAUCUAGCAGAGGCUGCCAUUGGGACGUGUUUGGAGUUUGAGAAUGCAGUUAAGGGUGAGACAUCCAGGAGGCCAAUACAAAAUGGUGACAUUCACCCUUUGACUCGAUAUGUGAUGAAUUAUGUAUAUUUUCUUGUCGAUUAUAGCAGUAUAUUUAACCGGUUGUUGGAGAACACGAGGGUGGCACUGGAGUCUGAGGAUGCUAAGGGAAAAGAUACUGAUAAUUUGGAGUCUGAAGACAUAAGCCCAAUAGCACAGCGCAUACUGUCCAUAAUAAAGACUUUGGAAACCAAUCUUGAAGAGAAGGCCAGAUUGUACGAAGAUGGUGGACUGCAAUAUGUGUUUCUGAUGAAUAAUAUACUUUACAUAGUUCAGAAAGUAAAGGCCUCAGAACUUAAGAAUCUUUUGGGUGAUAACUGGAUACGCAGAAGGCGGGGUCAGGUUAGGCAGUAUGCAACAAGUUAUCUUAGAGCUUCUUGGACCAAGGUGUUGUCUUUUUUGAAGGAUGAAGGGAUUGGCGGAAGCGGAAGUAAUGCAUCCAAAGUUGUUUUAAAAGAGAGAUUUAAAAACUUCAAUGCUUGUUUUGAAGAAAUAUACCGAAUCCAGACAGCUUGGAAGGUCCCAGAUUUGCAACUUCGGGAUGAGCUUAAGAUAUCCAUUUCAGAGAAGUUAAUUCCAGCAUAUCGUUCCUUUCUUGGGAGGUUCGGCAGUCAUUUAGAAAGCGGCAAACAUGCUGGGAAAUACAUUAAGUACAGUGCUGAAGAUUUGGAAGCUUACUUAUCUGAGCCUGAUCUAUUUGAAGGAGUACCUAAAGUUCUGCACCACAUGAGAAGGAAAAGCAGUUCACUACAAAAGGCCACCCCCAGGCCCAAACCUGUGAGCUCCUACACAGAACCCGCAGAUGAAUGGAAUAUUCUCGCCGCUUUGACCAGAUUUGGAAUUUGGGAUCGAUGGCUUUCUAAGUUCCUGGAAGAAAGUGUCCAUACAGGAGAUGAGACAUAUUCGGACGCUGGCUCUAUUUCAAAAGGAAAGGAACAUGCAUUCAACUUUGACAAAAUGGAUAUUGACUUUAACCUCCCCGGUGUUUUACGUAAAAUUCCUUCAUUCAAUUCGGAUAUCCCCGAUAUUGAUAUCUUUUCUCGAGUUGUAAAAGAUGGUGAGGAAAGAUCUAAGGAAUCUACUUCUGGAACUACUCAUGAGACAGCCAAUGGCUCUGAUUUUACAUAUAAUUUCAAUGACUUGGAUGUUUUCAAUUUCAAAGAUACCUCAAAGAAGGAAGGUAUAAUAGGUAAAGGAGAUGAAACUAAGGAAGAAUAUUUGAACAAAUUGUUAGCCCAGGAGUCCAAGGACUGCCUAGUGGAAGAUGGUGAUGGACAUCAGCAUGAAUCAUGUAAUUUACAAGUAUGUGGGACUGUGAUAAGUUCUGAUGUUGAUAUGCAAGCAGACACAGGUAGCCGUCCUGACUUGUCAACUGCAGAUUCACCUCAUAGACCAGUGAAAGGACAUGAGGGCCAUCUGAGGUCCGAAGCUGGAACAAAUGAAAGAGCAACAUAUGAAGCACUGACUGAGAAGAGGGGAUCAAGUAAGUGUCAAGAAUUAGAGUGCCAACUAGACAAAUCAAUGUCUCCAGAAUCUCUUCCACAGGAAGUCCCUGUUGCAAAUGAAAGUGUAGUGAACAAAUCAGUUCACUCUGUACUGAGAAAUGAAUUGUGUCGAGACACUGUUCCUGAGGGAUUGGAGCAAGUUGGUACUAAGGAUCCAGAAGCAUUCACUCUGGAACGUAGUGCUAAGACACUCAUUGCUGAUUCAGGCUCUAACUCUGAAAUUCCUGCUUGGAGUGGUUCUUUUGUCCACACAACUACUAUCACAGAGGAAAAGGAAACAGGGCCUCAAGGUCAGAGUGAUAUGGAAGCUUUAGUGGCCAUUAAAGAGGUGCACGAGCUUGCUCAGAGUCGAAGAAAGGACGAAAAAUUCUUGUCUGAUAAUUGCUCAGCAAAAUUGGAUCCUCAAAAGCAAGAUAAUGUGAAGAAUCUGGAUGUGAUGGAGCUUUCAAGCACUUUGAACUGUAAUAAUGUGUGGCUACUGCUUGCUACCUUGAAAAGAGGAUACUUUAACCUUCAUGGUGUUUUACGUAAAAUUCCUUCAUUCAACUCGGAGAUCCCCGAUAUUGAUAUCUUUUCUCGAGUUGUAAAAGAUGGUGAGGAAAGAUCCAAGGAAUCUUCUUCUGGAACUACUCAGGAGAAAGCCAAUGGCUUUGAUUUGACAUUUAAUCUUAAUGACUUGGAUGUUUUCAAUUUCAAAGCUAUCUCAAAGAAAGAAUGUCUAAUAGGUAAAGGAGGUGAAGCUAAGGAAGAAGAUCAUUUGAAACAAUUGUUUGCCCAGGAGUCCAGGGACUGCCUAGUGGAAGAUGGUGUUGACAUGCAAGGGGACACAGGUAGCAAUCCUGACUUGUCAACUCCAGAUUCACCUUAUAGAGUAGUGAAAGGACAUGGGAGCCAUCUGGAGUCUGAAGCCGCAAUAAAUGAAGGAGCAAUAGAUGAAGCACUAACUGACAAGAGGGGAUCAGGCAAAUGUCAAGAAUUAGAAUGCCAACUAGACAAAUCUGAUAAUGGCUCACCAGAAUUGGUUCUUCAGAAGCAAGAGAAUGUGAAGAAUCCAGAUCUAUUGGAGCUUUCAAGUACUUUGAACCGUAAUCAAGUGGAGGUGGGCUCUGUUUGCGAGACAGAUGGCUUUGACUUAGCGUGCAAACUUGAGGAAUUUAAUUCUGCUCAUAUGCCAAAGACCGAAUCAGGAUCAACAACGUUAGCUUUUAUAUUCUCAACUGGUAUAAUGGUUGCUGCUGAUACCCUGGUUUCAGGCAAAAAAGGACCAUCUAAGAGUAAAAGGGUUGAUAAAAUUGGUCAUCUUGACACAUACAUGCUUGCUACAAUAGUUGGAUCUGAGAUACAUAGAAGACAUACGAUUGAUUUAUUGAAGGAGGUAGAAGAAGCUAAGAAGAAGCAUUUAGUAACUCCUGAAUGGGCAGCAAAGCGGCUUUCACAUUAUCUUUCUUCAACAAAAUCAGACACAGUGAAGCAGCUAUCGGCAAGAUUCAUGGUGCUAGGGUACGAUACAACUACAGAUCAAAAGAUCCCUCAGAUAUAUGUGAUCGACCAAACAGGGGUGAUCUGGCAAACAAACUGUUUUGCCACUGGAUCUGGCUCAGUUUCAGCACUUCAGGUUCUGUUUCCGGAGUGGAGGUUCAACAUGGAUAUCUGCGACGCUGUUGAUUUGACCAUGAGGGGGAUUUGCAGUGCUUCAAUUUGGGAUAGAAGUACUGGGGCACACUUGUCUGUUAGCAUGGUCAGCAGCAAAGGACAUUGA
Messenger RNA from Oldenlandia corymbosa var. corymbosa, 4641 nucleotides. The record is from the annotation of a GenBank genome assembly. NCBI's taxonomy places the organism in Eukaryota, Viridiplantae, Streptophyta, Magnoliopsida, Gentianales, Rubiaceae.